AUGAGUGGUAACAUCACAGAUGAGGCCAUGCAGAGCCGGGAGUUUCUGCAUCUGGUGGAUGCUGGUUUGGCCAUCAACACCCCUUACCCACUUGUUCUGCCUCCAGCUCGUGAAGCCCACCUCAUCCUCUCGUUUGACUUCAGUGCUGGGGACCCUCUAGAGACCAUCAGGGCCACAGCAGACUACUGCCAAUGCCAUGCAAUCCCCUUCCCUGAUGUGAGAGAGGAGCAGCUGAAGGAAUGGGCCAAAGCCCCAGCGAGCUGCUACAUCCUCAGAGGAGAAACUGGACCCGUCGUCAUGCACUUUACUCUGUUCAACAAAGACAACUGUGGAGACCUGGUGACAGAUUUGCUGAAGAUAUCCAAGGAGAAUGUACAGAGAAACAAAGUUAAUAUCCUCAAUGAGAUGCAGAAUGUGGCUGGGAAAACUGGCAACUUCCUAGGGAUAAAUGAGGAGGGCUUCCGGGGAGACACAGUGCAGGAUGUCCAAAGCCCUCGGACUGUGGAGAUCAAGAUAUCCAACCACACGGAUAUAACAUUCAAGGAGCCCUUACACUACUUGAAGAGUGGGCAUGUACGAGUGGACCCACCACCUGUGCUGUCUCCAAAGUCCACCAUCAGCUGUUCCUUUGUGAAGAAGAGCUCCAGCUUCCAGGGUACUGUGGGCAUACUGGUCUACCAGGGCCCAAGUGACCACCUGGCCUUGCUGUUCUCUGUUCCCUUCAACUAUGCCCUUCAUAGAAUUGAGUUUGCCUUAGCCAUCAUAACUGAGCCAGUCUCCAGAAACCUGGAGAGUGUCUUUGAUGACAUCAUUCAGGGAAAUGGGUCUCCAGAGCUGAAAGCAGCAAAGUAUGAACUUCAGAUCCCUCAGGGGACCCUGAAGCUGGAACACGGCUCCUUGAUCAUCAGAGCCACGAUGUCCAACAUUCAUGUGGCUAAAAUGGAUGUAGUGGUUGAGACCAAGGCUCCCUAAAAGUUUCCCUUGUUCAUCCGUAACUACUCAUUUUACACUUCCAGUCAGAUUUCUUGGCUCUGUAAAAGGAGAGACUUCAGCUGAGUUCAU
This is a messenger RNA of Phodopus roborovskii (desert hamster), 1062 nucleotides long. RefSeq names its product phospholipase A2 group IVC (gene Pla2g4c). Gene Ontology annotation, biological process: phospholipid catabolic process. The record is from RefSeq and is a predicted model, not a curated record. The coding region runs from base 1 to 972 and encodes 323 amino acids. The transcript is spliced from 6 exons. Lineage: Eukaryota; Metazoa; Chordata; Mammalia; Rodentia; Cricetidae. Gene Ontology annotation, molecular function: glycerophospholipase activity.